AUAUUCUUCUGUUUAAUAUCUCGGGGGGGAAAUGGUCUCUCUUAAUAUUUCAGUAGCUACGAUGUAUCAUCAUGAUUCCAGUUAGAUUAUAAAACAAUAGUUACUAGUUUUUUGGCUUAUUUUUUAAGUGCUAUUUAAAAUGAAAUAUGCUUGUAGAAAAAGUUUCACUGAUUAACCCACGUUUAUUUAAAGACAGAAACGGAAAACACAUAAACAGCCUUUGGCCGUAAAAAAGACAACUCCUUCCUUACAGGAACAUUUUACAUAGGUGCAUAACUACAAGUCGGAACAUUAUGACAGUUACACAAGACUCCUUGGAUGAGAUUCACCAUCAACCAGAUUACCUCAUGAAAAAGAAGUCUGUUAUCUAUUUAAUCAACUUGACACCAGUGAGGUGCGGAGAUGGCAAACGCAGGUGGGGUGGACCUUAGCAGGAAGUUCGUCUCCGAGUCGGAGAUAGAGGAGAAGCGGAAACAACGUCAGGAGGAGUGGGAGAAGGUCCGGAAGCCAGAUGACCCAGAGGUGGCCCCAGAGGAGGAGUAUGACUCUCGAUCGUUGUUUGAGCGACUUCAGGAGCAGAAGGACAAGAAGCAAGAAGAGUAUGAGGAGCAGCACAAAUUCAAGAACAUGGUGAAAGGCCUGGAUGAAGACGAGUCGAACUUCCUGGAUGAGGUGUCGAGGCAGCAGUCACUGGUGGAGAAACAGAGGAGAGAUGAGGAGCGGCAUGAGCUACAGGAGUACAGAAGCGCCAUUAAGAAGCUAUCCACCGGCGACAGCCGCAAGGAGCCAGAGAAGAAGGGGGGGCUCAAACCUCCGGAGCACCGGAUCCACCUGUCCCAGGCCCAUCUGCUUGCCGGGGCCGUGAAGAGGCGUAGUUCUUCACAAUCAUCGUCAGAAGGGAGCAAGAAGCCAAAGGGGGAGGAGUCAGCAGUGGGCAACGGCAGCCAGACAGAACAGGAGGCAGGAGGAGGAACGGCUAAAUCGGGCGCGAAAGCCGUGGUGGUGGCGUCCGUUCGAGGAGUGCCCGGGGCGGGAACCCAGCCUGGUGUCCUGCACCUGCCCUCGGCUGCGGUGUGUGUGGGCAUCCUGCCAGGCCUGGGCGCCUACUCGGGCAGCAGCGACUCCGAGUCAAGCACCGACAGUGAAGUUUAAACCCCCUGGCACCCUAACCUGAUGACGAUCCCACCCCCCUUGAGGCUUCUGCAGUGGGUAUUGGCCAAGGGGACUUUGACUGACAGGAUCUCCGGAUGGCGGAGAAGACUGCUAACUGUCAUUCUAAUACCAUAACUUCACUCAAUAACAUCUAAACAGAUGGCUGAUAGUGGCCCUGUGAGCUGAGGCAAACAGUGUGUCUGUUUGUUUUUCUCCUCUUGUUCUUCUUCUUUUUUUUAAAUAAUACUUUGAUGGUGAGAAUGCAUAAUUUUUUUUUUAAUGAAUUCUUACCUGAAAGAAAUGCACAUCUAUUGUGUCGUGGAUGGCUAGGACAUAUCAGGAGGGGGGGAAAUAAAAAUGUUUCUGGUGUAAGCGUG
Messenger RNA from Clupea harengus (Atlantic herring), 1529 nucleotides. It is a transcript of the gene psme3ip1, whose product is annotated as proteasome activator subunit 3 interacting protein 1. The transcript is spliced from 9 exons. The record is from RefSeq and is a predicted model, not a curated record. NCBI's taxonomy places the organism in Eukaryota, Metazoa, Chordata, Actinopteri, Clupeiformes, Clupeidae. Gene Ontology annotation, cellular component: nucleus. Bases 403 to 1152 code for a protein of 249 amino acids.